AUGAAGAGAGACGGGAACAUUGCAUCUCUUUUUCAGAAGCAUGAAGCAAAGAGGAAGGCAGCAGCAGCUGCUGCUACUUCUAAUUGUUCUUCUGAUCCGGUUGUACCUGUGGUGGAAGAGCAAACUCGUGAGAGAGUAGUUGAGGAAAUUGAAACUCAUAUCCUAGCGCCACCACCACCGCCCCCACCGCAGCCGUCUUCUGUGCCACCAGUUUAUGACAUCAAUCGCCUUCCACAAGAUCCAGGGUUGGCGUUUCGUGGACAUGAUGAAAGUAAAGAAUCUAGCAACAGAGGGAACUUCAUUGAACUUUUGAAAUUUCUUGCCGGAAAUAGUGAAGAAGUGAAUAAGUAUGUUUUGGAGAAUGCUCCAGCUGAUGAGUAUAGUGAUAUAUCACAUAAAGAACAACUAGCUCUUUGCUUGCGUUAUGUUGAUAAAUUGGGAAGGCCAUGUGAGCAUUUUAUUGGAGUUGUUCAUGUAGAUGAUACUACCUCUUUAUCACUGAAGAAUGCAAUUGAAGCUUUACUUUUAAGUCAUGGCUUGAGUUUGACUCAAAUCCGUGGUCAAGGAUAUGAUGGGGCUAGCAACAUGAAAGGAGAUAUUAAAGGGUUGAAAACAUUGAUCAUGCAAGAAUCACCUUCUACUUAUUAUAUUCAUUGUUUUGCUCAUCAACUCCAAUUGGUUCUUGUUGCUGUUGCUAAAGGAAAUACUGAUUGUAGCUUCUUUUUUGAUCAAGUAUCUAUCUUGUUGAAUAUUGUUGGAGUUUCUUGUAAGCGCCAUGACAUGCUUAGAAAUGCAAGGCUUGAGAAUGUCAAGAAAGCACUUGACUGUGGUGAAAUUGAAUCUGGAACUGGAUUACAUCAAGAGAUGGGUUUGCCUAGACCUGGAGAUACUCGAUGGGGAUCUCAUUACAAAACCAUAUGCAGCAUCAUUACUAUGUAUGAAUCAAUCCACGAUGUACUGGUUGAUCUUGGGGAUGAUUCGACAUAUAAGGAUGAUUGGACCAAAAUACAUUUUGUGACGGGAGCAUUUGAGACCUUUGAGUUUGUUUUCUUUGCACACUUAAUGUAUAUUAUUCUUGGAUACACAAAUGAGUUAUCUGAGUGUUUGCAAAGAAGGGAGCAAGACAUUCUUAAUGCAGUAUCACUUGUUAAUGUGGCAAAGAAAAGAAUGCAAGAAUUGAGGUCAAAUGGCUGGGAUAAUUUUCUUGAGAGGGUCACCUCGUUUUGUGAUAAACAUGAUGUUGAUGUUCCUGCUAUGGAUGGUGAUUAUGUUCCUUAUGGAAAAUCAGCAAGGAAAUCUCGUGCUCGAAAGCAAACCAAUGAUGACCACUUUAGAAGAGAAGUAUAUAUUGGCGUCAUUGAUCAAAUAAGUCAAGAACUUGAUAAUCGGUUUGAUGAGAUUAACAUGGAGUUGAUGUCUUGUAUGGCAGCCUUCAAUCCUUCUAAUUCAUUUGAGUCUUUUGAUGCACAGAAGCUACGCAGACUAGCUAAGUUCUACCCAAAGGACUUCUCAAAUAAUAAUUUGCUCAGACUUGAAUUGCAGCUAGAUAAUUAUAUUGAUGACAUCAGGAAGGAUGAUAGAUUCAAAGGUCUAGACAAUAUUGUUGACCUCUCAUUUAAGCUUGUCCAAACAAAGAGGCAUAAAGUGUAUGAUAUGGUCUAUGAGCUUCUUAAAUUGAUUCGCCACUGCUGCGCCGGCCCCGGACGGUCUCCCAGGCUGGUGGCCGUGGCCGCGCCGCCCCCAGGUAAGGCUCCCCCGCGCCUGUGCCGCCCUCCGCCCACGCCUCCGGAGCUGGAGCUUGGCUCCGCCGAGUGGUUCGACCCCACCGCGCGUGCCUGGAGGAGGCUGGAGCGCGUCCGGGCGCCGCCGUCGGCUGCGCACGUCGUGGUCCGGGGCCACGUGUGGUGCAUCGAGGGAACGCCAUGA
Molecule: messenger RNA, 1926 nt
Organism: Setaria italica (foxtail millet)
Lineage: Eukaryota; Viridiplantae; Streptophyta; Magnoliopsida; Poales; Poaceae
Product: zinc finger MYM-type protein 1-like
Exons: 4
Coding region: 1-1926 (641 amino acids)
Source: RefSeq, a predicted model, not a curated record